GUCCUUAACUGAGAGGAGCAGAAGCAGCACCCUGGUGCUGAAGUGAUAGCUCCUCCGCCGUUAGGCUCGAAGCUUGGUAUUGGUGCCGCCUCUUGUUACGCGACGUCAAGCCCGCACACACUGGCAAAUGGAAAACUUAGCUCUUCUUCCGAAUGUGUUUUAACGCGGUGUCGUCUGAUUGUCUGGUGGUACUUUACAGAGAGAGAGAGAAAGAGAGAGAAAGGAAUAAUCUGCAGGUCUUCAGUGAGGAGCAUCCUGUAGGCUGUCUGCGUUUCUUCUGCGGAAGAGCUGGCGUAGUCGGGUCUCGUGUUUUAGCAGGGCCGGCCGCUCUUAGUAAAUGCAGUUUCUCUUUAUCGUUCACUGCGUAAAAUGACAGUGCCGGUAUGACUUCAUAUACAAUAUAGUUAAUUAUUGUUGUGGUAGAAGCAGAGGGCAAAGUUGCAGACCUCACCCAGUCGCAGAGCUGUCAAAUGAUGUAAUGGAAGCAAUCUGGAUUUACCAGUUCCGCCUGAUCGUUAUUGGGGACUCGACGGUGGGCAAAUCUUGUCUUUUGCGGCGCUUCACCGAAGGAAAGUUCACUGAUGUCUCGGAUCCCACGGUCGGGGUGGACUUCUUUGCACGAUUGGUAGAAAUAGAACCCGGUAAACGAAUCAAGCUGCAACUCUGGGAUACGGCGGGUCAAGAAAGAUUCAGAUCAAUUACUCGCUCUUACUACAGAAAUUCUGUUGGUGGGCUGCUGGUGUUUGACCUGACCAAUCGGAGGUCUUUCGAGCAUGUGAAGGACUGGCUAGAUGAAGCGAAGAUGCAUGUCCAACCUUUUAAAAUUGUUUUCCUUCUGGUGGGACACAAGUGUGACCUUCCUUCUCAGCGCCAGGUGACAAGAGAAGAAGCGGAAAAGCUUGCUUUGGCUUGUGGGAUGAAGUACAUCGAGACUUCAGCUAAAGGAGCUACCAACGUGGAGGAAUCAUUUACUGUGCUUACCAGAGACAUCUAUGAACGAGUCAAGAAAGGCGAGAUUAAUAUUGAAGAAGACUGGGAAGGUGUGAAAAGCGGCUUCAUCCCAAAUGUUGUCCACUCAUCUGAGGAGGCUGUGAAGCCUGGCAAACGAUGUUUUUGCUAACUCCUGGAGGAAGUUGGAAGGUUGAACUGAAGUAUUCAUCUGGAAUUCGUUGAUGCAUGUACUUCAGCAGUAAGCACCAGGCCAUGCUGUGCCUGAACAUAAGGUUUGGCGUGUUAUUAAAAAGCUGCAGUCUUAAUUGCCAAGCAGUUUAACUAAUGGUUUGGUGGUAUACAAUAUGUGCACUUUGUAUAGUAGAACACAAAGCGCUUAUUGAGUCUAGCAAGCAGUAACUUACGUACCAACUGCCCCUAUCUUCCUGCCCUGUAUUAAAAUGCUUUAAUGCCCAUUUAUACAAUAGCAAGAAUUGCUUGCUUAUGCACAAGAAACUGCUUUCCCAUCAUUCCAGUCUUUACGUGAUGUGCUUUCACGCUGACCAGCCAUAUGCAGUAAUCUUUCAAAAUCAAUAUACAAAGAACAAAUAUGUUGUAAGAAUACAUUUCACCUUUACCAAUUCCAUGAGGGUGGGCUUUAAUUUGUUAUUACCGUUGGGAUGUUGUUUUUCCAUGUGCCUUUCAUACUUCAUGCCAGAAUCUUCUGAUGUAUAUAGAAUGUUAAAAAUAACAAUGGCAAUGUUUAAUCAUGUGACAAAGUGCAAGUCAAACUUUGAGAAUUAACACUGAAUCCUGCAUUAUGUAGUGCAAUAUAUUUAUAUACUGUACAUUUAGAAGAUGAACUCUGUUGAAUAUUCUCUGUUCUUGUAUAUAACUGAGUAUACCUAAAAGUGCACCAACUAUAGAUGUCCAGGCAUCUCAUCCAUUGAGAGGGUACCAGUCAUGAUGGUGAUCUUGGCAAGCAGAAAUAAAAGCAAAUGGCAUCGUGUGUGAAGAUGUCUGUAAGCCUGGUGGAAUCUUACGAUGCUCAAAGCGUUGAGUUUAGCUCUUUAGACUGAAUGGUGUAGUGAGCUUUAAAGGGGUACAUCAUAGGCUGGGUUUGUAUUGCUGCAUUGUACAUUAAAUCCUAUAAUAACUCUAAUACGGCAAGGUAUAACAAUACCAUUGAGGGUUUAUAUUGCACCAUUAUAAAGCUAACUCCCAUAAUAAUUUUAAUCUGGCAAGGUAUGGCAAUACUGUUAAAAAAAUGCACUAAAACGCCAUACACCAUGGAGGAGUAUUAAGUCACAUGCUUCUUUAUUGUACAUUUCUUGGAAGAAAAUCUGUCUAAUUUCUCCCAAAUGAAUCUUUACCGGCAAUGGUAUUGACUCAACAGGGAAAUAAGCUUACUAGAGAUGCACAAAGAUAGGUUAAAAAUCUUCCCCUUCAUACACGUAAUCCUAUGCGCUUCUCACAACCAGAGGACCGUUAAAGGAAGGAGGAAAUUUUAUGUGCUCUGCUGCAUCUGUGAAAGAGGCACCAGGAGAGACAUUCAGAUUUCUUGUCAUCUCUGACUUGCAUGCUUAAUGGUUUUAUUUUCUUCCAGAGCAGCAGUGCUUGGGAGACUUAGAUUUUUUUUUUAUUUUGCAGUUCUGAUUAAGAAUAAACUAGUUGAGAACGCAGACGUUAGUUCUGAUAAUCAAUAUUUUUACAUGUUAUACAUUAGCCUUCAUUCCAAGUGCUUUGCUGUGCUGCAGCAGUGGAAUCCACGCCUUUUCAAAGUGAAAUUACUGUUCAAAUGAUUAUUGUUUCCUGCCAAGUCCUGGUCUGACCGUACGUGAUGCAGUGUUGAGAUGGUGAUUUAACCUGUAAUGAAUACAUUUGGUAGAUAGUUCCACAGAGAACAACCUCAGCCUAUCUUACAUAUAACUCUCCAACGUCUUUGUUGCAGGCAGUAUGGUGCGUUAGUUAAGGUUUUGUAAUUCAAACCUGAAGGUUGUGUGUUUAUAUCAUAUGUGAACUGCUAGGUCGUGUGGUAGCACCCCAAACACAACCACCACAGCACAAAUCCCGGGUUCAAAUACAAGGCUUACUUAUACAAAAUACCUUAUGAAUGGCUUCUUUUAAUAAUGAAUACCAGUAAUAUUCUCUUCUUCUGUCUUCUUCUAUUCUCAUCUUCUGUCUUGUCCUUCUCCUUCUGCUCUUCCAUGAUGAGCUUCAUCCUCCUCCAUCCAACUCUGACUUUCCUGGAGGAGGUCGAGUGGCUUGUUUUAUCUUGAACCCAGAAGUAUUUCUGGUGGAAGCAUUUCCAGGUCAAGCUGAAUCCCCACAAAGUUGGGAUCAUGGAUCCUUGUAGCACCCAUAGAACCCAACAAGGCUGCACCAUGGGACUACAGUUCUAAGUAUGUCUUGCGGAUGUCCAUACAGGUAGUGUCGCCCAGGGUUGCUGCCACCUAGUGUAUCGGGAGAGCAUAUAGUCCUGGCCAGGACACCUGCCCAUGUGUACCAUCUAUCGCACAUGCUACUGACACACUGUGACCAUGAGCAAGCCACCACACUUGCUUGUGCUCCAAUUGGAGAAAAAUAAAUUAGAAAAGAAAUAUAACCAAUUGUAUGUCUCCAAUGUUGUAAGUCACCUUGACAAACUAUUUGUUUCCCUUCUUAACUAGAAUUACAUACCAGUAGCAAGAAAUAUUAACAGUGGCAGAGCAUUUCUGUACUGUGUGUUAUAGAAAUAGAGUUAUGAGAAUCACAGGAGCCAAUAAAGAUGGAGAUGGAGUGUAAAAACACUGUGAAGAACCCCUCAACUCCACACUUGUCAUUCAGUUUUAAUCCGGUGUCACAGAAACAUCAGCUACUCAACUGAUGAACACUGACAACUGAAUGCCUUCCGUGGGGUUUACAUGAAAGCUAGGGGUUAAUGAAGCAUGUCCACCUAUUUCCACUGAGCCAAAAAGUACUCCUUCCUUUACUUCUGAACUACUACAGCCAUGUCCUCUGCAUUACAUUCCAACUUUUUGUCAUGUAUCAUCUCAGGUUUGGUUUUUCCAAGCCAAUAUUCACAUGAUGUAAUAUUCUGUAUAUUAAUAAUUAUAGCAUUUGCAGGUCCCUUCUAUCGUGGCUACAGCAGUGGAGUUUGGAGUCUUCACUACUUGAUUGACUUGUUUGAUUCACUCCACAAUUAUUUUAUUUUAAGAAUGUUGGAAUAUUUAGACAUUUUUUCAAGUCUUCUUUUCAUCCCCGGGUUGAUCUACUGAUUUGUAAAAUUUAGAUAUACAAUACAUUAAAAUUUAGAUAAAAUCAAAAACUGAGGUCCUUCUGAAUAAAAGUACAAUCCCUGCGGAUCUGCCAUCCUUGAGUGUGGAAUGCCAGGAUUAAGCAGAUUUAAAAGUCUGCUUAUUUUCAUUUACUUUAUUGUUAAUGUGUAUAUUUUAUUUCAUUAUUACUUUAAAAAGAAGGAACUUAUAUGUGAGCUAUGUGAAGUAAGGGCCGAUGAGCCACUCUUCAGUGACAUUGUUGAUCUGCACCUCGGUGUGUACUGAGUACUCUAGAGAACUGGCUGUCCUUUCAAGGAAGAGGAUUAGACAAAUCUCUUAAGAAGUGUGUAAGAAUAUCGUUCUGAGAGUGAAAAAGUUAAAGACACACUGCACAGUUAUUCAGAAUUUUCAGAAUUCAGUUUUAGAGGUCAUUCGCAUUGGGUGUGAUGAGGAUGGACAGGAUUAGAAAUGAGUACAUUAGAGGGUCAGCUCAGGUUGUACUGUUGGGAG
This is a messenger RNA of Polypterus senegalus (gray bichir), 4697 nucleotides long. RefSeq names its product ras-related protein Rab-39A. The transcript is spliced from 2 exons. The record is from RefSeq and is a predicted model, not a curated record. Gene Ontology annotation, cellular component: Golgi membrane. Gene Ontology annotation, molecular function: GTPase activity; GTP binding. NCBI's taxonomy places the organism in Eukaryota, Metazoa, Chordata, Cladistia, Polypteriformes, Polypteridae. The coding region runs from base 479 to 1120 and encodes 213 amino acids. Gene Ontology annotation, biological process: Rab protein signal transduction.